UUUGAUUUGCAGGAGGCAUCUUCAUCAGAGCUGCAUCUGAAAAUCCAACCAUCAUGCAAGAAACUGAGCACCGAAUCGGGGGAAGCCCUAAGAGAAUUAGCCACCGCACUGAAAAACAAGACCUUUCCAUCGGCGGCGGCGGAAACCCACAUCAAGAACUCGAAAUCGGCGGCCGAAGAACUCAAGAGAGUACUCGAGAACUCGUCUCUGCUGCCAACGAAACUUGACCUCCAAGAAAUCAUGCCGUUGCUCGUUACAUCAUCUGUACUAAUCGACGUCGUUGCCUGCGUGGAGAGAAUCGCGGUUUCUGUUAAUGAACUUUCGGAAAAAGCGGGUUUUGUAAGAGAAGCGGUUUCGGCGGAUCAGAAGCAGCUGCUUCGCCGUGGGAUUGUGAAGCCGGUUGAUGAUGAACAUGGGGUGGUGAUUGAGAUUAACGAUAAGUUGGGGGACUCCGUGGAAAAUAUGAAAACUGUAAAUAUUAUAUAA
Messenger RNA from Erythranthe guttata (spotted monkey flower), 486 nucleotides. Lineage: Eukaryota; Viridiplantae; Streptophyta; Magnoliopsida; Lamiales; Phrymaceae. The record is from RefSeq and is a predicted model, not a curated record.